Messenger RNA from Chiloscyllium plagiosum (whitespotted bambooshark), 3728 nucleotides. RefSeq names its product E3 ubiquitin-protein ligase TRIM39-like. Gene Ontology annotation, molecular function: protein binding. NCBI's taxonomy places the organism in Eukaryota, Metazoa, Chordata, Chondrichthyes, Orectolobiformes, Hemiscylliidae. The record is from RefSeq and is a predicted model, not a curated record.
UGUCUGAAAAGCCCAUUCUGCUCCUCAAUGCUGCCUGACCUGCUGUGCUUCUCCAGCACCACUCAGAGAUGUACCACACCGAAACAGAUAUUUCGGUCCAUACCAACCCGUUAUCCUAAUCUAAUCUAGUCCCAUUUGCCAGCACUUGGCCGAAAUCCCUCUAAUUGGCUUGAGUUGAUGUUAGUUAGACACGUUGUUUGACAAACCCCACACAUUAUCCCUGUCCAUUCACCCAAUCUGCCAUCGCCAUGUAGCAACAUGCAGUGGAUCCCCAUGUCAAUUCACCCUGAACUCCGAGGAAAAGAUGUACUUGAAUGAGGAAGAUGUACUUGAAUGGGCGGUAUGGAUCCAUACACCACUGCUAUGACAGAAGUCAUUUCGGACUCAAACACACUGUUUCCCCAGCUUGCUGAGUUUCAUGAGCAUUUUCUGUUUUCCAGCAUCAGCAGCAUUUGGCUUUUCUUGGGGAGCUGGUUAGAAUAAAUAUUAAGGGGAAACUCACGGGAGAUUGAAAAGGAUAAGAGGCGCUGGACAUUGCAUCUCUCUCAACUGCAUCUCUCUCACGGCGUUUCACACUCUUUCCCAAUCACCUCUGCUUUUGAUGCAGAACUACAUGAAGAAUAACUGAGAUGCUGUUCCUCACACGAGGAAGGUGCCACCAAAUCCCAUCCACUGGCAAUGUCCAUCUCCAGUGUGGAUUCAAUGAUUCCUUGCGGCCCUUGUUUAUUUCUCAUCACUCUCCGCCUCUCAGAACGAGCUGCCGAACAGCAACAAGUGACAAUUCCUUAGGAUUGCAGUGACCGCCCUACGUUCAGCAGCGCAGGAGAAUUGAAACUGAAAGCGGUUUGAAUCAGGAAGUGCUGACUGAGAACUUGGUUUCAAACAGCAGCUCCAGAGUUUCACCGAGGAGGUAGUUUGUCCCAUUUCUUUGGGUUUCUUCGCCGAUUCGGUUUCACUGUCCGUGUGGACACGACUUCUGCCGCUCCUGGUUACAAGGCGGAGUUGAGAAAAGCAGGAAAAGCAAGUACUCCUGCCCGAAACAUCGACAGGAGUUUCCGGACAGAAACUUCAGAGGCAGCUGGGUCUUGGUGAAACUGACCGAGAAAGCUGGAAAAUUAAACCUGAAUCCGCAAGAGAAGGAAAGUAACCAUCAGUGUGAGGAACAUCAGGAAGAGCUGAAGCUGUUUUGUGAAACUGACAAUUGUGUGUGAAUUAUAUAGAUUCCCGGGAUCACAGGGAAGACCGCUUCAUUCGGGUGAAAGAAGCUGUUGGAAUCUACAAGGAUCGGGUGAAGAAACCAGGGACCUUAGAAAUGGAACAGCAGCAAAAGGAGAUUUCACAAAACAGGGAGGAAACACGUCAAAAGAUGAGGACAGGCAAUGAAAUUAAUGAUCUGCCAUUAGAAGGUGACAUGAUGACCACUGGAAAAUUCACUGGUCCUUUACCACACACAGUUGAGAGAGAAAACCUGGAUACAUUCAAGCAUGUCUCUGUGACCUUAGAUAUGGAAACAGCAAGUCCCUGGCUUGAGGUGACUCAGGAUUUGAAGAGUUUACGAUGGACUCUAACAGGGAAAUGUCUCCCUGCCACUGCAAAAAGGUUUAAAAACUGUCCUGGUGUGCUGGGAUCAGAGGGAUUCAAGUCAGGGAGACAUUACUGGGAUGUGGAGGUGGCAGAGAAUCGGUGCUGGAAUCUGGGUGUAGCCACACAGUCUGUGGAGAGAAGGGACUGGUUCAGACUGAGUCUGAUGCCAGAGACUGGAUUUUGGACCAUUGGAUGGGAUAGGAAUCAGUUUCAUGUAAACUGCUCCUCUCGACUUCCUCUCCCUGAUGGUCAGAUCCCCAGGAAGGUGAGAGUUUGUCUCAACUAUAAAUCUGGGACAGUUUCAUUUUACAACACGGACACCAAGUCCCAUCUCCACACCUUCACUAGGAAUAAAUUCACUGAGAAACUUUAUCCUUUCUUCUGGACUUGGGAUGUUCACCAUUUUCUGAGAAUCUGCUCCAAUUCAGAUCUGGAGAAGGGGCGGGCCUCAGGCUGGAUGCAUCAUCCCUAAUUUCACAAUGAUCUGACUCCAGGAUCAGGAUUAGAGUCAGAGUAUGGGUGUUAAAUGCCAUCAUUGACAACAAGUUGUCAUUAAAUAACCAAAUUAUAAGUUAUAAAAUCCCAAUCUGACUGUAAAUUAAACCAAUACAAAUAUAAAUGUCAGAGGAUUAAAACAAUAAUUUUAAACCUACCAUUUUGUGCCUCUCUUUUCUUCAUUUACUGCCAGCUUCAGUCAAUCCCACCCAGUCCCAUCCUCCAUCUCUUCACCUGCUUCCCAUGUCUGGAACUGGGAUUUCAUCUUUGCUCCCAAUUUUCACUCUUUUGUUGAGAGCUAGAGAGAGAGAGAGAGAGAGCAAGAGAGAGAGAAAUUAUUUAUUUUAGAUAUAUGUUACUUUGGUAAAGUUUUUUAUAAAAGAAAUGACAAGGUCAGACUGUCCUUUCAGAGCAGUGACCUAAUCCUGUUAUUGUUGUGAGAAAUUGUUUAUGCUGUCGUGGUUUAUGCGAGGUAGAGUAAAUAUUGAAGGUCAUUAGUGCAUUUCACUUCAAGAUAAUCAAGGAUUGAUUUUAGUAUAGGCAUGUUUCGAGAUUGAAAAUUUUAGGGCAGUUCAAAGGACACCUGACUGUAGUCAAAAGCAAUGUAGAUUCUCUCCUAAAAAGGACUGUUUUUUUGGAGUGGCUAAGAGAAUAGGUUACCUCAGUAGAAGAGUUUAAGUUGUGCAACUUCCAGACCAGAAUUGUUCGGUUUUAAAUCUGAAAGUCAUUUGAAGUUGACUAAGGCUAAACUCUCAGUUUUGUGAAUAUUGAUCUAAGAAGACUUUCCAAGGUUUAUGGGACAGAAACUGAGGAGAAUCUGUUAAGUCAACUCAAAGAUUUGAGAUAGAGAUGUGGUGAAUUUAGAUGGAUUAGAAUUGCUGUAAAGUGGUGAUAUUGGGUAACCAGUUGAAACUUUGUUUUACUGAGUAUGUUAAGAUUUUCAUAACUGUUCUAUUUCUAGAUAGUUUGGGGUUUUUCUUCUGCUUUCAUCUUUUGUAUAAUAAACAUCUAUUCUGUUGUUAAAGAAACUGCUGCCUCAUGUGAUUAUGUUUCAGUGAAUGAUUACCAUGUUAACUAAAUUUAAAAAAAAAGGUCCAACAGACUAGCUUUCGUUAUAAUUUCUGACCUGUCCAGUAUUGCCAUUGGCUGGAAUCAUAGCAAGUCAAAGCUCUUGACCAGGAUUUGAAUUCAUUGAAUUUAAGAGGGACCUGUGUCUCUUUAAAAUAAACUAGUACUUGAAAGUUUCAAAGACAACACAGGAGUGUUGCGAAGGGGUUCAUAGCAUGGUUUGGAUUUUUAAAAUGACUUUGAAUGCUGCUGAGAGUUUUCACAGAGUGGAAGACUUAGUAGUGAGUUAUUUAAACUUGUUGAAUAAAGUUCAAGUGAGAGGUAGCAGAUCAAUUGAAGGUAGAAGUAAAAACAGGAUCCCAUAAGGAGAUGUCGAAGAUGAUUAUCCAAAAUUUAGAAUGAGAAGAUGGAAAACACAAGUUCUGACGUCACAGCUGGGAUUAGCUAAGGUACAGUUAAAAAUGAAAAAUCUUAAUUUUGAGAGGGGGGAAAGAGAAUCUUUUAUUAAAAAAUUGAUUUGGAGGGAAAAAGAGAGAAAGAAAAAUAAAAAUAUAUGAACUGGAAGAAGAAAGAGAAUUGGA